Molecule: messenger RNA, 1251 nt
Organism: Cotesia congregata
Lineage: Eukaryota; Metazoa; Arthropoda; Insecta; Hymenoptera; Braconidae
Source: the annotation of a GenBank genome assembly
AUGUCAGCACCACCACCUCCACCGCCGCCAACGUUUAAUAUAGCAAACGCAGCUGGUGGUGACCAAGGCAGAGGUUUAUUAUUACAGUCAAUAAGAGCUGGAAAAAGUUUAAAAAAAACAGUUACUGUUGACAAGAGCGCUCCUUGUAUAAAUGGUAAAGUGAAGAAUGGCCCCACGGCUGCAAUCAGUUCAUCAGCUGGAAACAGUAACAGUUUCAUUAGCAACGGUGGUAGCAAUAGCAAUAACAGCAGUCCAGCUCCGCUGGCUCUUGGUGGACUGUUUGCUGGGGGUAUGCCAAAGUUGAAGCCCACUGGCUUACGCAGUACCAUUGUAGAAAGAGAUUCACCAGCGUCAUUACCAGUUUCAACUGGGUCGAGUCCAUCGCCGGUUAUUACUAAUAGUAAUACCAUUAAUAAUAAUAAUAAUAAUAAUAACAAUAAUAGUAACAAUAACAACCACAACAACAACAACAACAACAGCAGCAGCACAAUGAAACGUGGACCACCUCCUGUUCCACCUCCUGCAGCUCAAAAGCCUCAAAUAUCAUUACCACAAUCAUCGUCAGAGAGUUCGACCGAUUCACCACACAGAAGUUUUGGAAAACCUGCAUUAGCACCAAAGCCACCAGGUACAUCGACACUCCACAAACCACAUCCACCUGUGAAAAAACCAGACUUACUUGGCGGAACGAGUGUAUCAAGAGCUCAGAGUAUGCGUUUACCAAGAUCGCCCCCGGUACUCGCUCCAACGCCAUCCUCGCUACAUCAAUCUCAGGAUUGCUUGAAUGAAACCCAGCAUCGGCCAAAUCGAGUUCUUCGACCGCCAGUAGCGCGGCCUCCAUCGCCACCCACGUCAUUUAAAUCAGCAGCUCCACCGGCUCCGGUGACGCGGGUAGCACCACCACCACCACCACCAAACAGAGCCACCGUAUCAGCACCUAGUAUGCCUCCUCCACCUCCUCCGCCUCCUCAUCGGUCUAAUCCAUCUCAUCAAAGAUUAGCCCCAUUACCUCCAACUCCACCCACUCGCAAUCUUUCAUUAUCCAAUGGCCAAACGUUAAUUAAUCACAAUACAGAUUUAGAAGUAAGAUUCAGCGACAUGUUCCAUUCAAUCAUCAACUUCCCGUCGCCUGAACCUUUUCGUGCAGUACCAAAACUCUACAAUAGUAAAAAUGGUGAGAUUAAUAAUAAUCAAUCAAUGUCUGUACUUGGAUUCACACGCAAACGUCAAUCUUAUCCAUUUUACAGUUAG